GACGAGAAUUACCGAGCAGCCUCGACGAGAUCUGUUCGUUGCACUAGUCGCCAUUGAGCAGCCAUUUUGAUGUGUAGGGAGUGCUCAACUACUUAAAAUUUGUGCUCUAAAUAAUUUUUCAGCAGUGAAAAAUUAUCAAAAUUACUAGUUAGUGAUACAUAUGGCUUGUUUAAAUACCUUGAAACAGGAAAUAAGGACAUUAGAAUCGAUAUUUUCUACAAGUCAUGAACGGUUUCAGAUCGUAUCCGCGAGUGUUGACGAAUUGAGUUGUAGAUUUGUAGGAAAAAAUGGUAAAAAAUACGCAAUCCAUGCAAAUAUAACGGAAACCUAUCCCUCUGUACCUCCGGUUUGGUUCGCAGAUUCCGAAGAAACCAGUAUAACAAAUGCUGUGCAAAUUUUAAGUAAUACAGAGGGUUUGGACAAUCAUGUCCUUCACCAAGUGAUAAUACUUCUUAGGGAACUGUGUCGACUGCAUGCAGUGCCAGAACCCCCAGACUUAGAUAGACUGCAAAUACUAGACCCCCAAACUACUAAUCGGAUAAGUAGCAACGGAAUGGAAGCCAUGGAAGACGAAGGUUUGGACAGUGACGCGGACGUCGAUAUAGGCGACAGCGAUGCGGAAGAGGACAGCGACGCGGACGAGGACUUGGCCAUAGAGAUGGAGGACAACAGACCAAAAGCCGACGAGAUGGGCGUAGAACACUUAGCCACAUUAGAACGGUUAAGACAAAACCAAAGGCAGGAUUAUUUAAAGGUACGCGACGGACGUAACGCCACCAUAACACUUCUCUUUCAAUUGUUUCGGUUGCAGGGUUCGGUGUCGGGUUCGGUCCAGGCGACGGAUAGACUUAUGAAAGAACUUAGAGAUAUUUAUAGAUCUGACUCCUUCAAAAACAAAAUGUACCAGAUAGAGCUCGUCAACGAUUCUCUCUAUGAGUGGAACGUACGUCUGAUGAGCGUCGACCCCGACAGCCCACUCAGCCACGACCUGCAGAUGCUGAAGGAGAAGGAGGGGAAGGACGCCAUCUUGCUGAAUAUGCUCUUUAAGGACACUUACCCGUUCGAGCCCCCGUUCGUCAGGGUGGUGCAUCCCAUCAUCUCUGGGGGUUACGUCUUGGUAGGCGGGGCCAUAUGCAUGGAGUUGCUGACCAAGCAGGGUUGGUCCAGCGCCUACACCGUAGAGGCCGUAAUAAUGCAGAUCUCGGCAACCCUAGUGAAGGGGAAGGCCCGCAUACAAUUCGGCGCCCCCAAGGUUUGCUCGCAGGGCCAGUACAGCCUGGCGAGGGCCCAGCAGAGCUUCAAAUCACUUGUACAGAUACACGAGAAGAACGGUUGGUUCACCCCGCCCAAAGAAGAUGGUUAAGUGCGUAGCCGUGCCAAUGUGUUAUGUUUCUCAUUUUCCUUAUUUAAAAUAUAAUAACGCAUCAUUCGAUGUUUGUUUUGUUGGUAUAUAAUCUAAAUUUUCUUAAUUAAAUUUAUAUAUCUUAGUGCCUACACCUUCUUUCUCGGGUUCAUUCCAAAAUUUCAACGAGUUUCGUUUGAAGGGGCUGCGGUACCGCGGUAGCGACGUAAAAAUUUCGUCCGUCAUCGUAGCGAGAUGUGUGGGAUAAUCGACUGUGACUUUCCGUUGUAGGCUUUUCCUUUCCCUCGGUAUUCGCGUCGGGUACCGUUUAGUCUCUGGCCAGUGUCUGUUGAUAAAUGUAAUUUCUCGAAGGUAAUCGCCGUUAAGAGAGUGUUUUCCGUUUUUGUUAGUGACCGUGCAAUUGCUGGUUUAGAGGAGCGAUUUGAGAGAAUCGGAUUAUAUUUUUUUAAUUGUUUUAAGCCGUUUCGGUUAGGCGGAGGCGCGCGUCGGGCGGCGCGGAUGGAGAUCGAUUGAACAUUGCAAGUUAUACGAUUCGUGUUAGGUAAACGUCGUAUGGGGAGCUCGUCCUUUCUCGCCCUCUUAAAAUGCGUGAAAACGACAAGUACGAGUGUACUAAGCGUAUACUUUCGACAUCGCGACUGUCAAAUUUAUAACCUUACAUUCUAUUUAAAGUUACUCCAUAUUUGAAACUGUCAAAUUUAUAACCUUAAAUUCCAUUUGGUACUAUAAAUUCAUUGCUAAUUUGUACAGGGUGUUCAGGAAAUGGUAGGCAAUUUCUCGGGUACGAGUAGCCCCUGCAAUAAUAUCGCAAGUUUCUUUUUUCUUCGCUUUCACCCUGAAGGUCUUGGAGUUGAUGGUUGAGAAUAGAUUUUUUAAUUUUUCUUUAAAUUUCAUCAUUUUUGGGUAAAAUAAGUGUUAUUUGAGUUGUUUCUACUAAUGUAUUCAGUUUUCCGAUAGCUGCUUUAGAGGCUCCUAAAAAAAAGUUUGUCGCAUACUUUUUACAUCUUUGUAGCCGUUUUUAAGCCUUGUUUUAGUACUUUUUUGAGUGGAAAAGGUGUAAUUCACGAUAAAUACGUUUAACGAUACUGACGUCUUAAUAGUGACAAAAACUUGAAAGGGGCAAUGUAAAUGCUCAAUGUCAUAUAAUUUUUUGAUAUUUUGUACUUGAUUUGCUGCGUAAAUGGUAAUUUUUUUGUUGUGUAUUUAUUGUCGAAAAUAGAACAAAAUACUCGUUUAAGUCGAUAAUGGUUUGUCGUUUCGAUGCAGAAUGGGCUACACAUUUCCCACUUCAAAAAGUAUAUAAAUCUUUAAAACUGCGAUAAAAAUUUAAAAAGUGGGCUAUUAGCAACUGAAUACGUUAUGGUCCAGGAAAAUAUGGAAAAUAUGAGCGAAUUUUUUCGCCCUGAGCUUUUUUAUAGAAAAGUUUAGGUUUUGAGGUUAGAAAACGUGGACAAUAUACAAGCGUUUUGAGAUAUAGGCAUAUGUAUAUAGCGGGUUUUCAGAAAGUUUGGAACCCCCCUCUAUCUCAGAAAAUACUGCUCAAACAAAAAAAUGAUUAGGACAAAAGCUGCAGGGUUUUG
Molecule: messenger RNA, 2943 nt
Organism: Anoplophora glabripennis (Asian longhorned beetle)
Lineage: Eukaryota; Metazoa; Arthropoda; Insecta; Coleoptera; Cerambycidae
Product: ubiquitin-conjugating enzyme E2 Q1
Exons: 5
Coding region: 161-1363 (400 amino acids)
Biological process (GO): protein polyubiquitination
Cellular component (GO): nucleus
Molecular function (GO): ubiquitin conjugating enzyme activity
Source: RefSeq, a predicted model, not a curated record